CGUUUUUUUGACUAUUGUCAGUUUCCAGGGGUAGUAGGGGCCAUUGACUGCACGCAUGUUCACAUAAGGAGCCCAGGUGGUGACAAUGCACAGAGGUUUCUCAAUCGCAAAGGUCGCUUUUCUAUAAAUGUGCAGGCAGUAUGCACUCACGAAGGGCUGAUAACAGAUGUGGUCGCAAGAUGGCCGGGAGGGUCCCAUGACUCACAGAUUUUUCGGGAAUCGUGGCUCAAGAGGAUUCUUCAAGAGGCUAGCCAUGAGGCCAAAUGGCUAUUGGGGGACAGUGGUUAUGCUUGCCAGCCAUAUGUCAUGACACCACUACUUCACCCGCGUGACAGGAGUCAGCAAAGAUACAACCGUGCGCAGAUUAGAGGCCGGAACAUCAUUGAACGUACAUUUGGGAUGAUGAAGAGGAGAUUCCCAUGUCUCAACCAGCUCGGGCUCAAAUUGGAAACGACACUGACGACAAUUGUUGCCGUUGUUGUCCUCUGGAAUCUCUCCAUCAUGAGAAAUGAACCUCAAGUCAAUGGUCCUGAACCGCAGGAGAACCCCGGUGAUCUGUUACCUCCUGAUGGAGCUAACAACAUAGCUGGUCAGCUAAGAAGGCAGUGGCUAAUUGAGCAUCAUUUCACAUAAUAGAUCAACUUUUUAAGGGAUGAUUCAUUAAAUUUUGGCUAAUUCUUAAUGAACCUCAAGUCAAUGGUCCUGAACCACAGGAGAACCCCGGUGAUCUGUUACCUCCUGAUAGAGCUAACAACAUAGCUGGUCAGCUAAGAAGGCAGUGGCUAAUUGAGCAUCAUUUCACAUAAUAGAUCAAUGUAGAAGGAAUGACGCUCAAUUAGCUACUGUCUUCUUUAAGUUGACAAGCUAUGUUGUUAGCUCCAUCAGGAUGUAACAUAUCACUGGGGUUCUCCUGUGGUUUAGGAACAUUGACAUUAGGUUCAUUAUUCAUUAAGAAUUAGCAAAAGUUUAAUGAAUCAUUCAUUCUACAUUGAUCUAUUAUGUGAAAUGACGCUAAUUCUUAAUUCUUCAAGGAGGUAACAGAUCGCCAAGUUUCUAUUGUGAACCUAUGUAGAAAUUCUUGACGGACAAAAAUCCGACAAAUGAUUUCAGAUAUAGAUCUAGGCAACUACCAUUAUAUACAAUAUAAUCUACCAUUGACUGUCUCGAGCUGUUAUGCAUUACUUUAUGUUCAGCUUUUUUAGCGUAGUGUGAAGGGACAAAGACAGCACUCAUUCCAUACACCAUUUAUGUAAAUCAAACAGUUGGUUCAAGGAGUUAAUGUAUCAAUGUGCACUCAUUUAUUAUUUUUUUAAUAAUCCAAGUGUAAUUCAUUGAAUUGGAUAGUGCAAAGAUAUUACAGAUACAUGUGGCACCAUAUCAAGCAUUUAAAACUAUUACAAGCAUGUAAUACAAACACUUUGUAAAUUCCAGUCGUAUUGUAUGGAAAUGGCACAUUUGAAAUAGUUCAUAUUGUAGAAUAUACAGUCAGGCUCAGUUUAGAGAUGGUUUAACCUAGAGCUUUUAUUUAUGUUGACAAUUUACAUCUUACCAGUACUAGCACGGUCAUUUUGAAAUAAGCUUGAUUUAUUUGAAUUUUUCUGCUUUUCUUCACCGAUGAGUACUUGGAAUAAUAUAGACAUAUAAACGGUAUGCAGUAUGCAGUAU
Strongylocentrotus purpuratus (purple sea urchin) is the source of this 1665-nucleotide messenger RNA. Its product is annotated as putative nuclease HARBI1. The transcript has 3 exons. The annotation marks the transcript as partial. The record is from RefSeq and is a predicted model, not a curated record. NCBI's taxonomy places the organism in Eukaryota, Metazoa, Echinodermata, Echinoidea, Camarodonta, Strongylocentrotidae.